GCUCUAACUAGCCUACUUAUACACACAAACUGUCUGUAUUAGCAGUCAUAUAAUUUAUUUAUUCAACUUUUGACUUCUCGCUGGCUGGCGACUACUUUUUCUUUUCUUUUGGGUAUGUAGUGCUCGACGGUGAAUUGCCGGAAUAAUUAUUGUUCUUGUUUUGAAAAGUCAAGAUUAUUGCAAAAGAGCUCUCUUUUCGUUGGCCCUUUUGUUCCCAUUGACCUGCUGUUUGAUUUUCUUUAGUUGUUUCUUGGAAUUUAGAGUAAAGUUUUGAUCUUGAUUUUAAAGAAAGAGAGAGAUGUAUGUGGUGCCUCCCCCUAAAAGUAAUGAUUUCAGCAACCCUGAUGGAUCUGAUGGUCUGAGGACUUAUCAGGCAUGGAAGGGCAGCAAUGUUUUUCUUCUUCAGGGAAGAUUAAUAUUUGGUCCAGAUAUAAGAUCGAUCUUCAUGACUAUAUUCCUUAUAGCAACUCCUGUAGCCAUCUUUUGUGGCUUCAUUGGCAGAAAACUAAUGGAUAAAUAUUCUGAUAGUUUUGGAAUAUGGGUUAUUGUCGUUGCUGUUGUAUUCACGAUAUAUGUGUUGGUGCUUCUUCUACUUACUUCUGGUAGAGAUCCUGGUAUUAUUCCCCGCAAUGCACACCCUCCGGAGCCAGAAAGUUAUGAUGAGAGCAUUGAUGUUGGGACCGGACAAACUCCACCUCUACGUUUGCCUCGCAUCAAAGAUGUAGUUGUCAACGGUAUAACCGUGAAGGUUAAAUAUUGUGAUACCUGCAUGCUUUAUAGACCCCCUCGCUGUUCACACUGUUCAAUAUGCAACAACUGUGUGGAGCGAUUUGAUCAUCACUGCCCGUGGGUUGGACAGUGUAUAGGACUGCGAAACUACCGCUUCUUCUUCAUGUUUGUCUCCUCAGCAACCCUGCUCUGCAUAUAUGUCUUUGGUUUUUGCUGGGUCUUUAUCUUGAGAGUUAAAGAUAAGGAGGAUACAUCGAUCUGGAAGGCAAUGACCAACUACCCUGCCUCAAUUGUGCUGAUAAUAUACUCAUUCAUUGCAGUUUGGUUUGUUGGUGGGCUUACAGUAUUCCAUCUUUAUCUGAUCAGUACUAACCAGUCUACCUAUGAAAAUUUUAGGUACCGAUAUGAUCGGCGAGACAAUCCAUAUAACAGAGGGGUCGUUGAGAAUUUCAAGGAGAUAUUCUUCACCAGUAUUCCUGUAUCUAAGAACAAAUUCAGGGGAAUAGUGCAGAAAGAGCCUGCAAUGCCUCGGGCAACGGGAGUCGGUUUCGUUAGCCCAAACUUGGAGAAAACCAUGGGAGAUGUAGAAGCUGGGAGGAAGCCAGUUUGGGAUGACUCUGCAACAGGACUUAGUGAAGCCGAAGGAGAAGUCAGUAACGAUGAUGGCGUCAAUCGUGCAGGUGCAGAGGAGUCACCGGACUUGAGCAGGAUUAUUGAUGUUGAAGGAACAGAAGGACGAAGCAUUCUACAUCCCAGGCGAUCUAGCUGGGGCCGAAGAAGUGGAACUUUAAAUAUACCACCUGAUGUAGUUGCCAUGGCGUCAGGAGUUGGGGAUUCAAAUCGAAUCACUGGCAACAGUAAUGACGGGAGCAUGACGCGAAGGGAUUGGCAAUGACAGAUAAGUUAAAAGCUGUAAAAUCAAGUAGAAAAAGACUGAUCGAAAAGGCCAAAAAUCUAGAUAAUGUGUUCAUGAAUUUAACUAGGCUACGGUGGUGAGUGGUCUUAGGGUGUGUUGUGUGAAUAUUGUUUUCUGAGGUACAUGCAGGAUUAUAUUUUUUGUGAAGUAUUUUUGCAUCUAUAUUUUUCUUAAAGAAAGUUCUACAUUUUUAAUUUAGCUUUA
Messenger RNA from Daucus carota subsp. sativus, 1849 nucleotides. RefSeq names its product probable protein S-acyltransferase 7. Gene Ontology annotation, biological process: protein targeting to membrane; peptidyl-L-cysteine S-palmitoylation. The record is from RefSeq and is a predicted model, not a curated record. Bases 299 to 1624 code for a protein of 441 amino acids. The transcript is spliced from 5 exons. Gene Ontology annotation, cellular component: endoplasmic reticulum; Golgi apparatus. NCBI's taxonomy places the organism in Eukaryota, Viridiplantae, Streptophyta, Magnoliopsida, Apiales, Apiaceae. Gene Ontology annotation, molecular function: protein-cysteine S-palmitoyltransferase activity.